Carassius carassius (crucian carp) is the source of this 4785-nucleotide messenger RNA. Its product is annotated as transforming acidic coiled-coil-containing protein 1-like. NCBI's taxonomy places the organism in Eukaryota, Metazoa, Chordata, Actinopteri, Cypriniformes, Cyprinidae. Gene Ontology annotation, cellular component: cytoplasm. The transcript has 13 exons. Bases 615 to 2858 code for a protein of 747 amino acids. The record is from RefSeq and is a predicted model, not a curated record. Gene Ontology annotation, biological process: cerebral cortex development; cell population proliferation; mitotic spindle organization.
GCUAGAGGAGGUGAAUGGAAAAAAGACAGAGGAGGAGCUCAGCCCUGCAUUCCACAGUCUCCCUACCGAAACCACUGAUCCCCCCUCUCCCUUCUCUUCAGCCUCGGUUUGUGUUCCCUUUUUCUGCUAUUUAUGAGAGAGGCGGUUCUGCUUGGGAAGGAAGCUACCAUUCCUACACAACGGGGGAUGCCGAAUCAGCUGGACCAGAGAUACAGACAUGCUCUUUUCUCCUCCCCCAUUAGUUUCUUCUCAAUAGUCUGAUCCCGUAAAGGAGGGGUGGAUGGGGAGUUAUCUGGCAGCCAGCUGAUCUUUGCUGUGGUAGUCUGCGAGGGAAAGAAGGAGACUGCAAACUCUUCGUUACUUAGCUGCACUGAGAAAGAGGAAGCUGUGAGAAAACAUCAACAGUCGCGUGAGAGGAAGGAAGCAACUGAGCUUUUGAGACGAAAACAUGAAGCUCGACUUCAAGACCACGAGAAGCGUUGCCUACCACUGAGAAAAACAUCUGCAAGACAGGAGGAGAGAAAAAGAAGGAAGGGGAGACUGACUCACUUGUUUGGAUUUGCCCACAAGGUGUUCCUGUAGACGCUUGGCGUGUCACCAGCAAGAGGUCGAAGAUGUCUUGGCUGUCACCAGUGCAGUGGGCCAAAUGGACCUGGUCGGCCGUUAGAGGAGGAGGGGAGGAAGAAGGUGAGACUUAUUUGGGGAUGGACGACGAAGCCCUUUCGGAAGAGGCGCGAGAGGCUAUACCAAAAGAUCGAGAGGACGACGAAAGGUCUCAUGGCUGCAGUUCGGACUCAGAGGGCCAAUUUGAGACACCUGAAGCUGAGACGCCUGUACAUCAGCCAUAUGAAGAACCACCAGCACUGGAUCAACCAAUCACAGAGAGCACAGGUUUCCCAGAAGUAAAUCAUUUGACCUCCAUCACAACUAAAACCCAGAACCUGACCCUGGACGAGAGCUUUCCUGAGGAUGCACCUGCCUCGGUGGUGCAGCAGAGCAGUGUGGACCCAACCCCAGCCCUGAACCUCAGGAACCAGCCUUCCUCUGCUGACAUGGAUGUGGACCAACCCGAUCCUGCUGAAGCAGGAACAACAGAUGACACCAACACCUGCAAUGGUCACAUUGAAGAGCCAUCCUCCAAACCACAGACCAAGUCCCUCAAGACUAGACCUCCUUCCCUUAAGGUAAAGGCCCCACUGAAUGGUGUAGACCCCAACGAGGUGGAUGACGAUCCUCCGAUACUUCCAAAGGGGAGCUACAGCUUUGACCCUAAUCAGUCUGAUGAUGCCAUAAAUCAAUUCGCUACCAGAGGGUCCAAGUUGCAGAACUCUCCGCCUGCCAGUAUUCCUAAAUCAGACGUGACAGAUGAAAUGCCUGCUCAGCCAGUAAUGCUGGAGUUUGGACUUGAUGAUGCUGAAGCAAAGAGACCUCCACCCAAGAGGUCUGGAAAGAAGACAAGCAGCAAGCUGACUACUCCAAAAAAACAAAGACCAAAAGCUGCAGAAACAGCAGCUCCACCACUGCAGACAUCAUCAGAACAAGACCAACCGCCAUCUGAGGACACUGAUGAUAUUCCUAUUCCUAAAAAAUCCUACAACUUUGACCCAAGUCAGUGGGACGAUCCCAACUUUAAUCCUUUUGGUGGGAACAGUAAACUUAGUAACUUGCCAACACUUCCUGAAGGAUCAUAUAAGUUUGACCCUGAUAACUUUGAUGACUCUAUUGAUCCUUUUAAGCCAUCAAAGACCUUAGGUGGAAGUGACACGAUUAAACCAACUCCUGAGGAGCUUACAGACAAACACAAACCAGAGGGAUCUGUGGAGCAGUGGAAAAAAUCAGGACAGUCUCCGAAGAAAAACAAAGACAGGAUCAUUACGAACUCAUGUAAAGUAAAGAAGUAUGAGAAUCAGUCCUUAGUCCUGGAUGUCUGCAAUCAGGAGAAAGACGAGCAGGAAGAUCCAGCAUCUAAACUGCCCCACCGCGUUCAUCACGCCACAGAUGAGGAGAAGUUAGCCUCCACUGUCAUGGGCCAGAAGGACGGGCCGGAGGAUUUUUCAGACUCCACCGAAACAACCACCUCUACUAAGACUGCAGACGAUCUGCUAGUGGGCAUAAGAGACCAGUUUGAUGAGAAGGACCUUUCCUCUCCUAGUGAGAGUUUGUGUAAGACUCUGAGCUCUUCAGACAGUGAGACCAUAGUGAAGACGAGUCCAGGGCUGGAUUCAAUUCCUCUCAGUGAGAUAGAUAAAGCAGCUGUGCUCACGCUGAUCAGAGAAGAGAUAAUUGCCAAAGAGAUCGAAGCCAAUGAGUGGAAGAGGAAAUAUGAAGAGAGUAGACUGGAAGUUACUGAAAUGAGGAAAAUAGUGGAUGAAUAUGAGAAGACGGUAGCUCAAAUGAUAGAAGAUGAGCAGCGAAAGAACAUUGGAUCCCAGAAAAGCGUCCAACAGAUAACCUUGGAGAGAGAUCAGGCCCUCGCAGACCUCAACUCAGUGGAGCGCUCGCUCUCCGACCUGUUCAGACGCUACGAAAACAUGAAGACCGUUCUCGAGGGGUUUAAGAAGAAUGAGGAAGUGCUAAAGAAGUGCGCUCAGGAAUACCUCACACGCGUGAGGCAGGAGGAACAACGUUAUCAGACCCUCAAAAUCCACGCAGAGGAGAAACUUGACAAAGCAAAUGAGGAAAUAGCUCAAGUGCGAUCGAAGGCCAACGCAGAGAGCGUGGCACUGAACGCCAGCCUGAGAAAAGAGCAGAUGAAGGCAGAGUCCCUGGAGCGGGCGCUCGAACAGAAGAAUCAAGAGAUUGAAGAGCUUUCUAAGAUUUGUGACGAGCUCAUUGCAAAAUUGGGCACCACGGACUAAGAGGAAGGAGAAUCUGCUUAUAUUGCCCUCUCUGACCCAAACCCACCCUGACCAAGAAUGCCACUGGAUCUCCCAAUGGUGUUUUUUUUUUUUUUUUUUUUUUGGAAAGGAGUCACUUUUCCAUGGAUCUGGUUCAGGCACUGGGAGAAACAAGAUAUGAGCUGAAGAAUCAAAUAAAAGAGUCCCAAAUGUUUUUACAGAUUCAUAAAAUGCUGAUGUUGGACUUGCACCUAUAUUUGGUGGUGUAAUGUCUUUGAAGACGGUGGGAAACACCACCCACAUAUCUGAUUCUGAUCUCAUUUCUGCUGGCUGUUCUGAGCGUUUGGGAGAGCCUCUGAGUGUGUGUUCAGGUGUAAAGAAACAGACACGGGAUGAGGGUCACUGGACUUGUUCUUAGUUUACAUGAUCGCACUGCUGCUAUUUGUAACGGAGGGAGCAAAUCAUAUUAUUUACAACUUUUUAGUUACAUUACUUGCUUUGGAAAGUAAACCUGUGUAAUUAUUUGUUUAUAUAUUAGAGGUUCUGAUAUACAUUUAAGGACUGUUCUGAGUUCAGUACAAGGUGAAAUCAUUGGUGGUAUAAUGUUGAUUACCAUCAAAAUGUGUCUGUAAAAAAAGAAAAAAGAAAACCACACAAUUCUGGGUUACAGAACUCCUAGCAGAGGUGCCAUUUACACAAUGGAAGUAAAUGUAAAUAUAAACAUGAAAAUAUUCAAUAUUUCAAUAGUAUGGCCACUAGAAGUACACAAUAUGCGUGUUAACAUGAUUUUAGUGUGAAGAAUUGCUUGCCUAACCUUUUUUUGUAUAAAGUUAACUGACAAUACUACGUCAUUACCAUUAAAACAUAAAGCCUUAAACACUAAAACCCUAAAAUUCUGAUUUAAUUAUAUUUAGAGCUCAAAUAAUUUAAUAACAAAUUAAUGAAAGUGCUUUUAUGAAAUUAGAAGCUGCACAUUUCUUUAAAUCCCAUUCACUUUAAUUGUAAGAGCCUCACCAUUGCCUCAUUUAUUUAUUUAUUUUUUAAAGAAAAGAAGGGAUGAGUCAAAAUGACAUUUUGUGCUAGUCAAAAUUCUGCCACAAAUGCUGUCGAGUUGAACUUGUACUGAACCUGGAAUAUUAUUUCACCGAGUAGCUUUCAGCAUAUUCAAAGCUGUUAUUGAAGAGAGUUGGUAGACGUAGACGGUUGUAGUUCCAUCCAUUGUUUUCUUACUCCCUGUGUGUUUAGGUGCCAAAUUAUCAUAAUUGAUCAUAUUAGGUGAGCUCUGGUGUUACUAGAUGCUCUGAUGGGUGACUUAUUUCUAGCCAUGAAGUCAUAAUCAUCCGAUCAAAUGCUUGCUUUCAAAAUUUAACAGCACAAAAGCAAAUCUAACUGAAAGCACUUAAACUUUCUUUGAUUAAUGAAUUACUUUGGUUUCAAAGUCUGCAUGAAGUACAAGUUUACACUCCGUUUAACUGAGCUGUGUCAAAUGGACCGAAUCAUUUUCAAAACAUUUAAUGAAGUCAUUUCAAGAAUUGACAAUCUUUUGCCAGACUUGCUAAAGUAUGUGAGUAAAAAGGCUGAAGUGAUGCUUUCUACUGGCUCUUGCUUCUUUUUUUUUACCCACAAUUCCUUUGUGCUAUCUUAUGCAAUAUUUUUCAGCUCGGAAUGAUCAACUGCCAAAUGAAACCGCUGUCCAUGUGCCAAACAUUACCAGCUCGUGUGGAGAAGUCGAGCCUGUAAAUUGUCAUGUUGUUGUUUCAGGAGCGUGUUGGUGUUCUUUACAGUACUCACUGACCUGUGUAUAUUUUUAAUGAGAACAUGAUAUUUUAUUGUGUUAUUAAUGUUUGUAAAGUGGAUGAGAAAGAGACAGUUGCACAGAAACCCUGUUGACUAAUAUAUAUUUUGUGCAUAAAUGCAUUCCCUGAAUAAAAUAAAAAAAAUCGCUUGA